AUGGACAGUCCUCGGUCGGACGUAGGCCGCUGGGGCGGAAACUCCUGGCAGCCCACUGCCACACCUUCGCCAGAACCAGAGCCAGAACCAGAGCCAGGCAGACGUUCCCGGCGCUCCGGCCGCUCCUUCUGGGCUCGCUGCUGUGGCUGUUGCUCAUGCCGGAAUGCAGAUGAUGACUGGGGGCCUGAGCCCCGUGACAACCGAAGCUCCAGGGGUCGAGGGUCCAGCGCUGGGGCCAGCACUGGGGCUCGAAGACCUGGCUCCCGGGGCAGCGGUGUGAAUGCCUCCCGGGGCAGCGGUGUGAAUGCAGCUGGAGAUGGCACCAUCCGAGAGGGCAUGCUGGUAGUAAUUGGCGUGGAUAUGCUAAGUUCACGCUCAGACCGGAACCGCCAAGAGCACCACACGGACGAGUUUGAAUAUGAGGAGUUGAUUUUGCGCCGUGGGCAGCCUUUCUGUGUAGUCCUCUUCCUGUCACGGCCCUAUGAGUCCUCUGAUCGCAUCACCCUGGAGCUGCUCAUUGGCAACAACCCUGAGGUGGGCAAGGGCACCCGCGUGAUCAUCCCAGUGGGUAAGGGGGGCAGCGGGGGCUGGAAGGCCCAAGUGACCAAAGCUGAUGGGCAGACUCUGAACCUGAGAGUCCAUACCUCCCCCAACUCCAUCAUCGGCAAGUUUCAAUUCACGGUACGCACACACUCAGAUGCCGGAGAGUUCCAACUGCCCUUUGACCCCCACAACGAGAUCUACAUCCUCUUCAACCCCUGGUGCCCAGAGGACAUCGUGUAUGUGGACCAUGAGGACUGGCGGCAGGAGUAUGUGCUCAAUGAGUCUGGAAGAAUUUACUAUGGGACUGAAGCACAGAUUGGCGAGCGCACCUGGAACUACGGCCAGUUUGACCAUGGGGUGCUAGACGCCUGUCUGUACAUCCUAGACCGGCGAGGGAUGCCAUAUGGGGGCCGCGGGGACCCAGUCAGUGUCUCCCGGGUCAUCUCCGCCAUGGUGAACUCCCUGGAUGACAAUGGGGUCCUGAUUGGAAACUGGUCUGGCGAUUAUUCCCGAGGCACCAACCCAUCAGCAUGGGUGGGCAGCGUGGAAAUUCUACUCAGCUACCUACGCACUGGCUAUUCAGUCCCCUAUGGCCAGUGCUGGGUCUUUGCUGGCGUGACCACAACAGUGCUGCGCUGUCUGGGCCUGGCCACCCGGACCGUCACCAACUUCAACUCUGCACAUGACACAGACACAUCCCUCACCAUGGACAUCUACUUUGAUGAGAACAUGAAGCCACUUGAGCACUUGAACCAUGAUUCUGUUUGGAACUUUCAUGUGUGGAAUGACUGCUGGAUGAAGAGGCCAGAUUUGCCAUCAGGCUUCAAUGGGUGGCAGGUGGUAGAUGCCACACCCCAGGAGACCAGCAGUGGCAUCUUCUGCUGUGGCCCCUGCUCUGUGGAGUCCAUCAAGAAUGGUCUGGUCUAUAUGAAGUAUGACACACCCUUCAUUUUUGCUGAGGUGAACAGUGACAAGGUAUACUGGCAGCGGCAGGACGAUGGCAGUUUCAAGAUUGUGUAUGUGGAGGAGAAGGCCAUCGGCACACUCAUCGUCACAAAGGCCAUCGGCUCCAACAUGCGAGAGGACAUCACCCACCUCUAUAAGCACCCAGAAGGCUCAGAAGCAGAGCGGAAGGCAGUGGAAACAGCGGCUGCCCAUGGCAGCAAACCCAACGUGUAUGCCACACGCGACUCAGCUGAGGAUGUGGCAGUGCAGGUGGAGGCACAGGAUGCUGUGACAGGGCAGGAUCUGACGGUCUGUGUGGUGCUGACCAAUCGCAGCAGUAGCCGCCGCACUGUGAAGCUGCACCUCUACCUCUCAGUCACCUUCUACACAGGCAUCACUGGGUCUGUCUUCAAGGAGGACAAGAAGGAAGUAGUCCUAGCACCAGGGGCCUCGGAACGUGUGGUCAUGCCUGUGGCCUACCGUGAGUACCAACCCCACCUUGUGGACCAGGGGGCCAUGCUACUCAACAUCUCAGGCCAUGUCAAAGAGAACGGGCAGGUGCUGGCCAAGCAGCAUACCUUCCGUCUGCGUACCCCAGACCUUUCCCUCACGCUAUUGGGAGCAGCAGUGGUUGGACAGGAGUGUGAAGUACAGAUUGUCUUCAAGAACCCCCUGCCCGUCACCCUCACCAAUGUUGUCUUCCGGCUCGAGGGCUCCGGGUUACAGAGACCCAAGGUCCUCAAUGUCGGGGACAUCGGAGGCAAUGAGACAGUGACACUGCGCCAGACGUUUGUGCCUGUGCGGCCAGGCCCCCGACAGCUCAUUGCCAGCUUGGACAGCCCACAGCUUUCCCAGGUGCAUGGUGUCAUCCAGGUGGAUGUGGCCCCAGCCUCUGGAGGCAGGGUCUUCUCAGAUGCCGGAGGCGACAGUCACUCAGGGGAGACCAUCCCUAUGGCGUCUCGAGGUGGGGCAUAGCCCUGGACCAGGAGCAAUGGGACUGGAGUCAGAUGAGCAAGGACACUACCCCAAGAUGGGACACUGCCACCCCACACAGAGUGACUCUGCAGGGCCUCAGGUGGGGAGGCCCUGUCUCCUGGGGAUCUUCACUUGCAAUUGGUGGCACAGACGCUAAUAAAUUGUUUUUUUUUAAUGAA
Messenger RNA from Orycteropus afer afer, 2642 nucleotides. It is a transcript of the gene TGM1, whose product is annotated as transglutaminase 1. Gene Ontology annotation, biological process: peptide cross-linking. Gene Ontology annotation, molecular function: protein-glutamine gamma-glutamyltransferase activity. NCBI's taxonomy places the organism in Eukaryota, Metazoa, Chordata, Mammalia, Tubulidentata, Orycteropodidae. The record is from RefSeq and is a predicted model, not a curated record.